Messenger RNA from Juglans microcarpa x Juglans regia, 964 nucleotides. RefSeq lists its product as uncharacterized. The transcript has 4 exons. NCBI's taxonomy places the organism in Eukaryota, Viridiplantae, Streptophyta, Magnoliopsida, Fagales, Juglandaceae. The record is from RefSeq and is a predicted model, not a curated record. The coding region runs from base 200 to 700 and encodes 166 amino acids.
CAUGGACCAAAAACCCGGUUUGCUAGCUUCGAUUCAGUACCACCGCCUUUCCGUAUGGCUGAAACAUAGGGACGGCCUCGGAAUCCUCCACCGCUUCACGACCUGGAUUUCUUCAGCUCUCUCGCCGGCGUGAUUCGACUCUCGCCGUAACUUCCCGCCGCUGAAAUCGACUUUGGAGAAACACUGAAAAUCCGAGAAAAUGGACGAGACUAUGAAGAAAUUCCAGGAGAGCUUAACUGAGAUUGAAGCUGAGGCUGAGCAUCUUCUACUAGCCCGACACCAGCUGGUCGAAAAUGAUAGAGUGAGGAAUGGGAACAGGGAAGCGCUCACUGCACUGAGGAAGAGAGCUCGAACAACAAAGACUAGUGUUCCGUCUCCUUUUGAGUCAAUUAUGAAGGAUAUUGGGGGUCCUGAAUCCAAGCCCUUGGUGAAGGAGGUGUGCGUCACAUGUGGCAACCAUGAUUCCAAUGAGCGCACAUGGAUGAUGUUCCCAGGGACUGAUGUCUUUGCUAGGAUUCCGUUUCAUGCUGCUCAUACCAUCUUAGAAAAAGAUCAAGCACAACUUGACUUUGAUGGGAAACAACUACAGAGCUAUGUGAAGGAGAAGUCCCUUUUGAUUUCAGAAAUGGGUGCCCUUGCUGACAAGAUCAGUCCAGGUGUACUCAAAUCUAUCGUAACCCUAUCAGACAAACCAAAAUAAGUGUUCUUGAGGGAGUUAGUCUAUCUUUGGUUGUAACGUCACCUCAAGCCCUCCCCAUUGAGGAGAAAAAAUGGAACUUUCAUCUCCUUUCCUUCUGGCUCACAACUUUAAUGUUCUCAUCUAACCGUUGUAAAUAACGUAUGGACUAGUUUUGCAACAUUUUCUUAUAAUAUUUGCUGCUCAUGGGGGUUCCCAGUUACGGCAUUUGACUCCAUAUAAAAAGUACUAAUUAUGAUGCCAAAGCUAGAAGAAUUUUAUUUUUGU